CGCUGCUCUCACGGCUCCCACCGCCGCCGCUGCUGUCACUGCUGCUGGUACCGCGGCGGCUGCUCCCUCUGCUUCCACUGCCUCUGCUUCCACUGCCGCUGCUGCCUCUGCUCCUGCUCCCGCUGCUGUCACUGCUGCUCUUGCUGCUAUUUCUACACCUCUACUGCUCCUACCGCUGCUGCUGCUAUAGCUGAUAGUCCUGCUCUCACUGCUGCAGCUGCUGCGUCCUUUGCUAUUGGUACCACGGCUGCCGCUGCUUCUACUGCUUCUUCUAUCGCUGCUACUGCUGUCACUGCUGCUCCUACUGCUGCUGCUCUCGCUGCGGCUAUCACUGUUGCUAUCACUGCUGCUGCUGCUGCUAUCACUGCUGCUAUCGCUACUGCUACUGCUGCUGCUAUCGCUGCUGCUACCGCUACUGCUCUCACUGCUGCUCUCACUGCUGCUUCUAUCGCUGCUGCUCCCACUGCUUUUGCUAGAACCACUACUGCUAUCGCUACUUCUCCUCCCACUGCUCCCACUAACACCGUGGCUGCUGCUGCUUCUCCUACUGCUCCUAUAACUGCUACUGCUAUCACUACUGCUUCUGUCACUACUGGUACUGGUACCACAGCUGCCGCUGUCGCUGCUAACUGCCUCUGGUACCACUGUGACUGCUACCACUGUGACUGGUACCACUGCUACCACUGCUACCACUGCUACUGGCACCACUGAUACCACUGGUGCCACUGCUACUGCUAUCGCUGCUCCUACUGCUGUGGCUGCUAACACAGCUGCUGAUAUUACUGCCACUACUGCUCCUGUUCUUGAUCUUGCUCCCCAUUCUUGCUCCCGCUCCCAUUCUCGCUCCUGCUCCCGCAGCUCCAGCGUGUGGCUGGAACCCACCGUCCUGAGCAUCCAGAGCGGCUGCAGUCAAGGGAAUGUGUUAGGAGCCCUGGAGGUCGAAGCAGCGGGACUGAGCGUGCACAGCCACAAUUAAAAACCCAAGCCAGCUGGGGAUUUGUAAUGCAAGCAGCCUUGCCAGAUUUCUUUUCCGCUUUGCUCUCAUCCUGCUGUUGGAUUUGAGAUCAUGUCGGUUAAUAUUGUAGCCUUUGGGAAUGAGAGGGAUGGGUUACCCGAGGAUAACCAGCAGCCGAGCCUGAUCCAGAGCUAUCUUGGGAGAAGCGCUCUCAUUUCCCAGAUCAACAGCAGCUUGUCUGCCAGUCAGGUCGGAAACCCCGUGUUCACUGAGUAUCAAGCCUGCGCGUUCGGAAAUGUCAGGCUGGUGGUACAUGACUUCCCUGUCUGGGAUAUAUUUGACAGUGACUGGUACACCUCUCGCAGUCUCAUUGGAGGAGCUGAUAUUGUUGUGAUCAAGUACUCUGUCAAUGACAAGGCUUCAUUUCAAGAGCUAAAGGACACUUAUGUCCCAAUGAUAAAAAAAGCACUGAACCACUGUUCAGUUCCAGUAAUAAUUUCUGCUGUUGGAGCAAGAAAAAACGGAGUGCCUUGUACCUGCCCCCUGUGCACUUCGGACAGGAGGAGCUGUGUCACCACCUCUGAGGGAGUGCAGCUGGCUAAGGAGCUAGGAGCCAUUUACCUCGAAUUGCACGCUCUUAGUGACUUCUACAUACAGAAGUACUUUGGAGGAGUGCUGGAAUAUUUUAUGAUCCAAAGUUUGAAUCAGAAGUCAUCUGAAAAAAUGAAGAAAAAGAAAAAGAUGCGGAAGUGCCAUCGAGUUCAACCACCUCAGCUUGAACAGCCAGAAAAAAUGCCGAUCCUAAAGGGUGAAGCCUCACACUACGACGCAGACCUGCACAACCUGCUCUGCUGCUGCCAGUGUGCAGAUGUGGCAUUUUACCCCGAGGACCUCAGCACAGUGGUGGAGGCUCACAAGAUCAUCCUUUGCUCUGUCAGCCACCUCUUCAUGCUGCUUUUUGAGGUGGAGAGCCCCACCGACAUCCGCGACGCUUCCAUCGUGCAGAUGGCUGAGAGCCUCUUUGCAGUGGAGUCAGGGGAUGCCUUGCCGCCAGUGUCCCACGGCACCUCAGCCUGUAUCCCAAUAGUGAGGGUGGUGGUGAAGGACUCUGCUUUCUGCUUUUGUCUGCCAGACAUCCUCCACUUCAUUUAUUCAGGUGCUUUCCAGUGGGAACGACUGGAAGAGGAUAUUAAAAAGAAGUUGAAGGAUCCAGAAAAAACCGAACAUGUGCUGGAGAAAGUUAAAUGUAUCCUGAAAACUCCAGGGAAGCUAAACAGCACAAAGGACUGCAGGUCCCACCAGAUAAAACGGUUGUAUAACACUUCUCUCAGGCUGUUCUUCAACACACCCAUCUUGGCUGAUGUCAUCUUUAAAAUACAAGGUGCCACUGUACCAGCCCACAGAGCUGUUCUGGUAGCUCGCUGUGAAGUAAUGGCAGCUAUGUUUAAUGGUAACUACUUAGAAGCAAAUAGUAUUCUGGUUCCAGUGUAUGGGGUUUCCAAAGACACCUUCCUCGCCUUUCUAGAGUACCUUUACACUGACUCCUGCUGCCCAGCCAGUAUCCUCCAAGCUAUGUCUCUCUUGAUCUGCGCAGAGAUGUACCAAGUAGUCAGACUCCAGCACAUUUGUGAGCUUUACAUUAUCACGCAGCUUCAGAGCAUGCCUAGCAGGGAACUGGCAUCCACAAGCCUUAGUAUUGUUAGCUUGCUCAAAAAAGCUAAGUUUCACAAUUCUGAUUGUCUUUCAACUUGGCUGCUUCAUUUUAUUGCCACUAACUACCUCAUCUUCAGCCAAAAGCCUGAGUUUCAAGAUCUUUCAGUGGAGGAGCGCAACUUUGUAGAGAUGCACCGAUGGCCUUCCAACCUGUACCUGAAGCAGCUCGCUGACUACAGGAACUACAUCCACUCCCAGAAAUGCCAUUGCGCCAUCAUGUAAGAAGACAGAACACGCGCGCAGUGUAUUGCGACAAGGAAAUCUCAGACUGGGAACCACAUGGAGGAUAAAAAACAUGUCAAGAGCAAACCCAGCUACUGACUUUCCCUGGAACGCUGUAUGCCAUGUUACUGUGCACUUACUGAUGUGCUCCUUACCUUGAUUUCAAACCACGUGACUUUCUCUCUUGAAGCAUUGAGAAAUGAAUUGUGAAGAUUUCCUUCAAGCACAAGGAUUUCACACUCAUGGGGAUUAAACAUAGUACAGGACAGUGUCAUGAGUGACACCUGGUCCUCCUUCUAAUUUCUGUACUAGUAAUUUAUUGGGGUUUUGUGGUUCUUCGUGGCUGCUAAACCAGCAUUUAUUGAAAACAGGUAUUUUUUUGCAGAUCUGUGUAUGACAGGAGCACAGUGGCAGUGCAGGGAAGAUGAGAAGCCGGCUCCUGAAUUCUUUAAAUAGCUCAGAAUGCAGAAAUUUACUGCAGCAUCUGCUUGUUUGAAAAAUAAAAGGUAGAUUUAUUCAGCAUUUCAGUUGCUAUUAAUUUUCUACUUCCAGAUCAAUCUGUAGUUCCUUUUAUGGAGACUCUUACAGUCAUAUGAAUAGAUGUUUUAAUUCCAGGGGAAUGCUGAUGCAUCCCUAUAUUCUUUGGUGCCUCCCAAAAAUCUGAAAAAUGAAGUAAUUUUUUCUCCUGGUAAACAGGAGAAGAAAGUCUGUUUUAACAGUCUGUAGAACACUACUUUUAGCGUGGUCAUGUAAUGUUUUCACUGUGAGGAAAAAGAUCAGGGAGAAAUAAGUUCAUUCCAAGGAUACCUGUGUGGUACUGGUAGGAACUGGGAGUGGAGGAAAGGGAGUCAACAGCCUUUUGUAGGUUUUGUGGAAGGGAUCUCCCUGGCACUGGUGGCUUUUUGGGAAAAGUGGAUCUUGUCAUCCUAGUCCCUUCUGGUAGCUGACAGCACACUCAUUAGAUGUAGUGGCCAGGGAGGGAAGUAACCCUCAUGGGGAUGCCUGUCCUACAAGGAACCUUGACUUCUGUGAUGGGACUUUGGGCUCAGCCCUCCCCAGUGCUUGGUUUAAACUGAGUUGUCACCGUGUGCUCCUCAGCUACACCAUGUGUGACAAACCUCAUGUUGUUUUUCUGUCUGAGUGGAUUUUUUCCCAGACACAACAGAUAAAUUGUGAAUAUUGUGACGGGGAUGACCCUUGCAGACACUGGUGAGAGUUUUCUUGACCCAAGUGAUUCACUUGUUGUGCCACAAGCUUACAUGGAUGUAGCAACGUUAAUUAACCACAAAAUGAACCCAGCCUUGAGUUAAAGAAGAUGGUUGGAGCUAAAACUUUUUUUUUUUCUUUAAGAAUUGGGUUUUUAUUUCAAUGCAGCUUUAUAGUUGAAUUGUUCAUUUCAAAUUCCGUGCUGCUGUCAUAGGGAAUUUUUUUUCUGGUGACAUUUUGCAGAGGUUAAGAGGGUUUUUCCUCCCCUACUUCUGGACACACACACAUACACACAAAAGAGCUUGUGACUCAGCUGUUUGCCAUAGACUCAAAAUUCUGAGGUUAGUUUUGUGUAACAAUUAUAAUUAUCUGUAACUUUUCACUAGCAUCUGCCAAGCUCCCAGGGCAUCGGCAGAGUUGAGGUCAAAGAAGGAAGCUGGUGGUAAAUUGCGGGAGUCUCUUGGAGUGUUUGGGGUCACAGUUUCAGACUCAGGUGUAAGUGACAUUUUGACUCUUGAGUCCUUCUUUAGAUUUAACUCUCAAAAUCCACUUCUAGGAGACAAUAUUUGAAUGACAGAUUGCACCAUAUAAUUCUUGCUUGUCACAAACUAUCACUAAGCUUUAUAGAGACUGAAAAAGACAGCUUUCUGCACUAAAAAUGUUUCCAACAUGAUAGUUAAAAAACCUCUGCUACUGUCCUUUAGGUGUUGGUGUAUUUGAUUUGAUAAAAAGAAAAAACAGUUAGAAGGAAGAAAAGCUAUUUUAUUAGGCAUGUGCUGAAACUCCUGUAUGAUUUCUUUUAAUAUACUCUGGCUAAAUGUACAUGGUUUUAGACUGAACAUGUAAAUUUUUGCUACAGAAUAAAAAACUUUCUCUA
Molecule: messenger RNA, 4973 nt
Organism: Cuculus canorus (common cuckoo)
Lineage: Eukaryota; Metazoa; Chordata; Aves; Cuculiformes; Cuculidae
Gene: RHOBTB3
Product: Rho related BTB domain containing 3
Exons: 12
Coding region: 1067-2890 (607 amino acids)
Biological process (GO): regulation of proteolysis; proteasome-mediated ubiquitin-dependent protein catabolic process
Cellular component (GO): cytoplasm
Molecular function (GO): GTP binding; GTPase activity; ubiquitin protein ligase binding
Source: RefSeq, a predicted model, not a curated record